UGACAAUGUUACUGUCAACUCUGAUUAUUAAUUAUUGUUGUGAAAGGAUUUGCCUGAUGAGGAGGAGCGAUUUUUGAAUUAAAAGUAAUAAAUUGAGUGUCACUAUCUUAUAUUAUACAUCAGUAUCUUUUUACGAUGGCGCUGCAAAGAAAGGAAAUCCGUAAAAGGAACAAGAAGCAUAUUAUCUGCAUGGCUUCAGACUUCUUCUAUCCUAAUACGGGCGGAGUGGAAGAGCAUAUUUAUAAUUUAUCUCAAUGUUUAAUAAAGCGAGGGCACAAGGUAGUUAUAAUAACACAUUCGUACGGUCAGCGAGUUGGAAUUCGUUAUUUAACGUGUGGACUCAAAGUAUAUUACUUGCCUGUCAGGGUAUUUUACGCACAGUGUGUCCUACCAACUAUGAUAAGCAAUAUAGCACUAAUAAGAUACAUAUUGAUAAGAGAGAGAAUAGAAAUUGUUCAUGGGCAUUCUGCAUUCAGUGUCCUAUGCCAUGAAGUGUCAAUUAUAGGUAAAUUAAUGGGACUCAAGACAGUUUUUACUGAUCACAGCCUAUUUGGUUUUGCUGACACAUCUGCUGUCCUCACUAACAAGUAUCUGCAGAUGUGUCUGUGUGAGUGUGAUCAUUGUAUAUGUGUAUCACACACUGGAAAAGAAAAUACAGUGCUCAGAGCAAAAGUGAAGGCAUAUAAAGUUUCUGUGAUUCCGAAUGCUGUUGAUGCUUACAGUUUUACUCCAGACCCAAGCAAAAGAGAGCCAAAUGUGAUAACUAUAGUGAUUGUAUCCCGGCUGGUCUACAGGAAAGGUGUUGAUCUGAUGGCUGCAGUAAUAGCUGACAUGUGCCCCAAAUAUCCAAACAUAAGAUUUAUAGUUGGUGGAGAUGGUCCCAAAAUGUGGCUCUUGCAAGAAGUAAGGGAACAAAAGGGCUUCCAGCAUUGUGUUACCCUCUUAGGAAGUCUCAAACAUUCAGAAGUCAGGAAUGUUUUAGUGAAAGGGGAUAUAUUUUUAAAUACUUCUUUAACAGAAGCUUAUUGCAUGGCAAUCGUUGAAGCUGCUUCUUGUGGGUUAAAAGUGGUUUCCACUAGAGUUGGUGGCAUCCCUGAAGUAUUACCUGAAAGUAUGAUUUACCUAACAGAACCAAAUGUUAGCAGUCUAGUUGAAGGAAUUGAAAAGGCAAUGGACGACAUAGACAAAGGGAAUAUAUUAUGUCCAUUUGAAUGCAAUAAGAGAAUAAGGAAAAUGUACAAUUGGAUGGACAUAACAAAGAGGACAGAAAUAGUUUACAAUAAAAUAUCAUUGAAUAAAGAACAGCCUUUAGGAUUACAAUUACGAAACUACCUCACAUGUGGUGUAUGGCCAUUUCUUUUAGUCAUAAGUUUAAUGUAUUUGUUAUUAAAAUUGACUGAAAAAAUAUAUAAAAAGAAACACAUUGAUAUUGCAAAGGAUUAUAAGUUAUAGCCAUGGUUAUUGUGUUCAAAUUAUUUAUUUGGGAUUGUGAUUACAUCUCUUUGUUUCCUCUUAUUUUACUUGUUUAGUCACAAAUAUUGUUAUACAUUGUCCAGCCAUUUACAUUGCUUUUUGUAUAUUGUAAAAGCAAUUAUUUUUGAUAAUACUCUUAAAUAUGUUUACUGACUGUUUACUUAUGUAUAGGGGUAACAGUUUUAACUUAACUAGCAAGGUUUAUUUUGUGUUCAAAAUGCAGUUUAUCUGUUUGUUAGAGAAAGUUAAGAGUCUGCUUCUCACUCGACUAACUUAUUUCAAUGAUCAAUCUGCUAAAAGUAAAAUAAUGGUUGGAUGAUAUAGGUAUUUAUAACUUUAAUAUGCAAACUUUUAUGUACAAAAAUCGUGACUUAUUUUAGAUGAAUUGGGAUAGGAUAAUGAUACCAAAGAAAUUGAAACAAUUAUAAUUUUAUUUUGGAAUGAUAUUUAUUAACAUUAUGACAAAAACGUGGCUUAACUAGUCCUAAUAAUAGUUCGCCUUUAUGAUUUAUACAUCAUUUAAUACAAUAUAAAAUGAAAUAAAUAACACUAUUAUGGUUGUUAUUACAUUCCAGUAUUAUUAAACAGCAGUGGAACAACUUUUAUAUUAGUAAAUUUCUCCUAAAUUAUUAUAAUUAUAAGUGUGAUUUUUAUAUACCGAGACUGAUGAUUAGGUACAAUUUUUGCAAUAAUGUAUCUUUUACAUUUUGCUGACACUUCAGGCUCUGUGAACAAAAACAUUUUAUUAUAAUUGUGUAUUAUUUUAUGGUAUUAUAAAUAGAAUAUAUUUUUUAGACAGUUACCUUUAAUUCUUAGAUAGUUACAAAUUAUUCAGGUAUUUUUCCCUAUUUUCAUUAAAAAAAUAUAUACUCAUAAACCAGUAAA
Molecule: messenger RNA, 2358 nt
Organism: Helicoverpa zea (corn earworm)
Lineage: Eukaryota; Metazoa; Arthropoda; Insecta; Lepidoptera; Noctuidae
Gene: PIG-A
Product: phosphatidylinositol N-acetylglucosaminyltransferase subunit A
Exons: 2
Coding region: 136-1452 (438 amino acids)
Biological process (GO): GPI anchor biosynthetic process
Cellular component (GO): glycosylphosphatidylinositol-N-acetylglucosaminyltransferase (GPI-GnT) complex
Molecular function (GO): phosphatidylinositol N-acetylglucosaminyltransferase activity
Source: RefSeq, a predicted model, not a curated record